CUCGACGACUGAAACGGUAGGCGAACAUGUUUGCCUAGUUGACACGCAUGACAAAUGAAAUCUAAUUUUGAUUUACUAUUAUCUAAAACAGAAGAGAUGCCAUGGAGCACAUCAGGACUUGGGUGUCCAAGACGGCGGUGCCAUGUUGGGAGGUCGACUUUGGAGAGGUGAAGUUGUGCUGGGGGGCAGGCUUGAAAGAGUGGGUAGAGGAGUCCGUCACUACUGGAUCGAUGAAUCACGGCUCCCGUCAGACUGCCGCCGUCGCCGUUGAAGCUGAGGAGGGCGGUGGAUGGGCCGGCGUUGGAGAGGGCGCCGGCCUGCUGCUGUUCGACCAAGAGGAGGGCAGAUCGGACCUCCAAGAAUGUCGGGAACGGGUUUUGAUACUGCAAAAAAUGAACCUGACCCCGGAUGUCAUGCGGCAAGCCUUGAAGAACUUGGAGAACAAGCGCGUGUUCCGUCACCGGAGCAUCCACGUCGUCAAGGUAGUCGGCGAGAUUCUUGAGAGCAAGGUGGGGAGAUUUGGGGGUGUUGGUGUUGUCGGAGGAGACAGAGGAGACUUCGGCCAUGGUGAAUCUUGGAGAGAAAAGGAGAAGGCCGAGAGAGACAGGCGACGAUUAGCAGUGGGAGAUCGCCGAGAGGAGAGAGAGGGCCGAAGAACAGGAGAGAGAGCCCACUUAAUGGUUCAGACUGUUUGUUUCAGCCUCUUAAUGGUUCAGAUGUCUGAAUGGUUAAGAGAUUUGCCUCUGAAUGGUUAAGUAUUAUACAGAGUCUGAAUGGUUAAGAGCUCUUAUCUGAAUUGAUCAGACAUUUGCCUCUGAAUAGUUAAACAAUAUACUAGCUCUUAAUGG
Molecule: messenger RNA, 848 nt
Organism: Cuscuta campestris
Lineage: Eukaryota; Viridiplantae; Streptophyta; Magnoliopsida; Solanales; Convolvulaceae
Source: the annotation of a GenBank genome assembly